UUUCGCUGUCUGAAUCUUUUUAGAACUCUCUAAAACACCCUACUGAUUCCUUCUCUCCAGAUGAACAGCGACGGAGGAGGAUCUCGUCGCAUCAAGUGGCUACUAGGUUUCGGCUUCUUCGUUCAAGGAUUCAGAGGCUUCCCAUGGCUUGGAGCCAAUUUCUUCCUCACAGACGAGCUACGUGUCAAUCCUUCAGUCUUGCAACUUCUCCAGAACUCUGCUAAUCUCCCAAUGGUCGCUAAACCAAUAUACGGUGUCGUUUCAGACGCUGUCUACUUCUUUGGCCAGCAUCGUGUCCCUUACAUCGCUUUUGGAGCUUUGCUACAAGCAGUGUCAUGGCUCGCUAUAGCUUUCUUGGCGAGAUCGAAUGUGUCAAUAUUAGCUUUAUCAUUGUAUCUUCUCCUUAGUAAUCUCGGUGCUUCGGUUGUUGAAGUAGCGAAUGAUGCUAUUGUUGCUGAGGCUGGUAAGCAGAAGAACUCUGAGUUACCUUCUUUUGUUUGGAUGGCUUCUUCUCUUGGUGGAAUCCUUGGUAACUUAUUAGGUGGUAUUGCUAUCAAUACGUUUUCUUCUCAGUCAACGUUUCUAGUGUUUGGUCUCUUAGCUCUUCUUCAAUUCUUUGUGACUAUAAAUAUCAGAGAAAAGUCUUUGAAUCUUCCGGAGAAUCCAGCACCUACUGGUGGGAUCAGGAGCCAUGUCUCUGACCUUUCACGUGUGUUGAAGAAGCCGGAGAUCUCUUACUCCAUUGCGUGGAUGGCUUUAUCAACCGCUUUGGUUCCUGUUCUUACAGGGACUAUGUUCUUUUACCAGACGAAGAUCUUGAACAUUGAUGCUUCACUGUUAGGUAUCUCUAAGGUUGUUGGUCAGGUUGCAAUGCUACUAUGGGGUGUUGCUUACAACCGUUGGCUUAAAACUACUUCCCCGAGGAAACUUAUCGCAGCCAUUCAGGGAACUGUGGCUGUCUUUGUGGUAUCUGAUCUCUUGUUUGUGAAAGGAGUGUACAGAGACAUGGGACUACCGGACUCUGUGUAUGUGCUCUUCGUUUCAGGAAUCUUGGAGACUUUGUUUUAUUUCAAGAACCUGCCUUUCACGGUGUUAAUGACAAGGUUGUGUCCUCGUGGCUGUGAAGGGUCUCUCAUGGCGUUUGUUAUGUCAGCUAUUGCACUUGCCUUCAUAGUCAGCGGGUAUCUUGGGAUUGUUCUGGCGUCGUUUGUGGAAGUGACGGUUGAUGAUUACUCCGGGUUUGCUGGUGGACUCGCUGUAGAAGCGAUCUGCGUUGUGAUCCCACUGGUGUUAACUUCUUGGAUAUACGAUGAGGCUGAAGCAGAGGAGAAGAGUAAAAAGAAAGAGUGAACUAGCUUGUCUGUAUAUAUAUGUGUGUGUGUGACAGUUUUCUUCUGUGGUUUGAGGUCUGUACUACAUGGUCUUACAAUAGUCUAUGAAGCCUUGAAUUUUGCUUUCACACAUACCAAAAUCUUGUCGAUGGUAGUAGACUAGUAGAACUAUACUUUAUGUUCGUUUAAUGUGAAGAAACACCAUAUUUGUGUACUUUAAUUUUUACCAAUCUCUCAAGUACACGAUACACAGA
This is a messenger RNA of Eruca vesicaria subsp. sativa (arugula), 1585 nucleotides long. The record is from the annotation of a GenBank genome assembly. NCBI's taxonomy places the organism in Eukaryota, Viridiplantae, Streptophyta, Magnoliopsida, Brassicales, Brassicaceae.